AGUAUUCUUUACUUUUCUUGACACAUCUUGCUCUUAAAUUCCGUUCUUUUCCUCCCUCUCUCUUCCUGCCUUUCCCCUCUCUACCGUGCAAAAGCAAUGGUUUUCAGCAUCAAGGUUGAGCCCUACGGCGUCGACAAGCUCGUGUGGCUGGAGACGGACGUUCUCAAGGUCGGCCUCACGAACUACGCCGCCUCCGUGGCGUCGGUGCAGGUGUACCACCCGUCCGACAAGAAGUGGAUCGAGGUGAACUGCGGCUACCCGAAGAACCCCGAGGAGGCCUAUGCGGAUCAGGACUACAUGGGCGCCACGGUCGGCCGCUGUGCCGGUCGUGUGGCUGGUGGCGUGUUCAAGCUGGACGGCGCGGAGUACCACACCCAGCAGAACCGCCCCCCGAACACCUGCCACUGCGGCGACGAUGCCUACCACAAGAAGCACUGGGGCCUCCAGCUGAUUGAGACGAAGAACGUCAUUGGUGUGCGGUUCAACUACACUAGCCCGCACAUGGAGAGCGGCUUCCCCGGUGAGGUGAAGAACUACUGCACUUUCACGAUCGAGCGUAGCCGGCCCAACGCAUUUAAGACGGUGUACAACUCCUACAUCACCGACCACAGCCCGGCCGACGCGUCGCCCAUCAACGUCUUCAGCCACACUUCCUUCAACCUGAACGGCAUCCCCGGCCAGCAGGAGGGCCAGGAGAAGUGGGUGCAGCCGCAGAGCGUGCGCAACCAUUGGGUGCGCGUGCCGGCAAGCUACGUCGCCGAGGCCGACCGCGCGUCCAUUCCUACUGGCGAGUUCCUCCCGGUGGAGGGUACCAUCUUCGACUUCCGCCAAGGCCGCGUCAUUGGCGACACGAUCGACGAUGUCGCCGUGCUCGACCGCGAUCCCUGCGGCUACGACCACCCCCUCCAGGUGGACGGCUGGGAGAAGGGCAAGCUGAUGUUCCACGGCGAGGCGAAAAGUCCGUUGACGAAGAUCCACAUGAAGGUCUACUCCACCUUCCCGACCAUGUGGGUGUACUCGGCGAACAACAAGCCCCUGCCGGCGAGCGGCGGUCCGGGCCAGCGCUACGAGCGCUGGAGCGGUCUGCUGGUGGGGCCGCAGAACUUCUCCGACUGCGCCAACUUCUACCCCAAGUACCCCAAUUGCAUCGUCCGCCGCGGCGAGCAGCAGUACGAGGAGACGACGAUCAACGAAUUCCUCGUUGAGUAA
Molecule: messenger RNA, 1209 nt
Organism: Leptomonas pyrrhocoris
Lineage: Eukaryota; Euglenozoa; Kinetoplastea; Trypanosomatida; Trypanosomatidae
Product: putative aldose 1-epimerase
Exons: 1
Coding region: 97-1209 (370 amino acids)
Biological process (GO): beta-D-galactose catabolic process via UDP-galactose, Leloir pathway; glucose metabolic process
Molecular function (GO): carbohydrate binding; aldose 1-epimerase activity
Source: RefSeq, a predicted model, not a curated record